AUGCCUUCAACCCUUAAACCCUUUACAAGAUAAAUACUGUUGAUGCUCUCUCAUUUCCUUACCAUAGAAUAUAACUAAUCGAAGUUAAUUCAUAUCCUCAUCCUCUUCUAUUAAAUAAUUCAACCUACUUCUUUCAUAUUUUAUAAUGCGUAACCUUAAAUGGAACAAUUAAAUCAUAGUCUAACAAAAAUUACUAUCAUUACAAGACUUUAUGUAUACAUUACUGACUCAAUAGUCAAAUAAUCAAUAUUUUGGAUUAUGGUUUUUGUGCAGAAUUUUAUUAUUUUCAUAGCUGCAAUAAUGGCAUACAAAAAUUAUUACUCAAAUCAUAUUCAAUCUUAAAUUGGAUAGAUAUUUGCUACUGUAUUCUCUAUAUUUAUUUAUUAUGUUUCAAUAACAUUCUAUCCGAUCGUUUUAGAAAUUAGCCUUUGUUAUUCUUCUAAUUUAGCUGAAUUGAUUGUAGCUACAAUACUUAUGAUUGAAACUAUUAGUAUUAUGUUUAUAGGAGAACUCAUUUAUAGAAGAGGAUUAACACUUAAAUCAACAUCGAUUUUAUAUAUCAACAUAUCAACAUAUUCAUACGUAAUAAAAACAUUCAAAAUAUCUUAAAUCAUAUUAUUCUAUUAUUUAGAUUCCCAAUCAAUGUUCCCUCUCACUAUUUAAUGCAUCCUUAAUAUCUUAAUAUAAAUAAGCCUUGUAACUGAAUUGUGUAGAAUGAAAGUAUAUGCUUAUCAAAUUUAUUCUAAAACUGCUCUAAUCUUAAGUUCCAUAAGCAUAGUAUUAUCAUUUGAAGUCUUGUUUACAUAAACUACUAUCAGUAAUAAUUAUUGGAUAUUAAUUUCACUUAUUCUAAUUAAAAUAUUAUUCAUUUUUGAUAAUUAUAUGCCUAAUUCUAUUCAAAACUUUGAAAUCCAUUAAUUAAAAUAUUAAUUUGCAUAAUUAGAAUUAAGUAAUCCAGAAACUACAUCUACUAAAUUACGUACAUAUAUUCUAUGUAGAAGUCAUUAUUAAACAUGUGAUAAAAGAUAAUAUUGUAUAUGUUUAACUACAAAAGAAUAUUCAAAGAAUCAUUAUUAAACAGUCCUUAAAUUAAUUGAAAUAAGAUUAGAAUAAAAAUUUUUUGGAAGAGUUGAAAGUUCUAAAGAUUCAUUAGCCAUUGAUUAUGCCUAAACCUUACUUAAAAAUCAUUAAUUAGUUAAAGCUUAAUAACAUAUCAUUAGAUGUCUUACUCUUAAUUAAUCAAUAUAUCCAUAAAAUAGAUAAAGAUUCUCUGCUAUUACCACUCUAUUAUUAGAAUUUUUAAAAGAAUAAGUUCUAAAUUAAGUACUUAUUUAAAUAUCUGAAAAUGUUGGUUCUAAUAUAUAACAUAAUAAACUUAUAACAGAUUCUUUAAAGUCUUUUGUACUUAAUGAAAGUACAGAUCAAUAAAUUAUUCAACAAAUGAAGAAAAUAAUCUUAGCCAAAAUCUAAUUUUAUAAUAAUUUUCUAGAACAUCAAAAUCAAAAUUAUGGUAAUAUUCAUUAUGCUAUUCAAUUUAUUAAAUAAAUUAAAUAAUUCAAAGAUGUUCUCUUAAAUAGAUAUGAAUAAUUUCCAAGUAAUUUAUAUUAUAUUAUUAAAGCAUUCUCUAAUCAAAAUUUACUGAAAUACUUUUGUUUGAAUAUCUUAAAUGAUUAUAUUGAAGCAUUCAAUAUUAAUAAAGGAAAAGCAUUCGAUGAUGAUAAAUAUAAUACAUUUCAAGGAUAAAUAUACCAUAAAAUAUUUGGUGUUAAUCCUGCUUAUUUCAUUACUGAACUUACAUCUGAUUUGGAUGUUCUUAUAACUAAAAAAUCAAGUUAAGCAGUCUUUAUUUUAGAAUCUUUAAAAAUAAAUUAAUCUAAAAAUCAUCAAAAUAAUGAAAUUAAUAUUUUCUUACCAGAAUAUGUAAUUUCAUAUCAUCGUCAACUUGUAGAAUCUUUCUUAAAUAAUGGUAAAAAUAAAUAUUAUCAAUAAUAAAAUCUAGCCUUUCUUAAAAUAUAAGAUAAAGUUAUGUUACCAAUUCAAAUAAUGGUUAGUAUAAAUCAUACAACUUCUGAUAAAUUUUCAUUUAUUUUAUUCUUUUAUGAUAGUCAAGAAUACCGUUCCUAUUUAGCUGUUGAUAAUUAAUUAGAUAUUAUUAAUAUUAGUUCAGAUAUUUAAGAUAGUCUAUUUUUUAGUGAAACCAAAACACCUUAAACAUCAAUCUAAAAAAUUAUACCUAAUUUUUAAUAAUUUAUAUCUACUACUCAAGAUAUUUUUUUAAAUUAAGAAAUUAAAUUAUUAAAAGAUUAUCAUAAUCAAUAAGGAUUUUUUUUAUAUAAUGCAAAUAUCAAGAUUGAAAAGAAAUUUCAUAAUUAAUUUUAAUGCUAUUUCGUUGAAUUAGACAAUAUUAGACCUAUAUCUAGAAAAUUAAGAGAAGAAACUUCAACUGUUUAUAGAACUUCAACUUCCUAAUUUCCUUGUUCUACUUAAAAAAUAAUGAAUAUUAAUAGUGAAGUUGAUUAUUCAUGUGAAAAAAUGAUACCAUAUUCAGAUACUGAUAAUAGAAUCAAUCCUGAAGGAUCAUUAUGUAUAUUAUAGUAGGAUCCUCAAAUUGUAUUUAAUACAGAUAUGAAUGCUAUGGGUACAUAGUAAUUAAUGGAUUAUUAUAAAAUCUAAAAUUUAUUUGAACCAUUAUCAUAAAAUAGAAUAUUACAUAGUUCAAGAUUUUCAUAAGAUGAUGAUUUAAAAAAAUAAAUGAAUAAAAUUGUUCAUGAAGAAGAAAUAAAUGAAAUUGGAUCUACAUCUUCAAUUACAGCAAUAAAAAAAUCAAAAUAUUAUAAAAAAUUUGAAAUUAUAUCUGUUUUAAUGAAAUCAGAAAAGCAAUCUAAGAAAAUAAUUCAAAUGAAUAAAUUUAUUGCACUUUAUAUAUCAAUCAUUUUGAUUGGUCUAAUUAUAGUAUAAUUAUAUUGUAAUUAUAUUUUAGUUUAUAGUGAUGAUAGAAAAUCUUGAAUAAUUUAUAUUUGAUAUUCAAAUUCUAUCAGUUAGAUAUGAUGUUGUAGAACCAUAUGAAUCAUUUUAUGUAUCUCGUUUCUCACAAGUUAAUUAUAGAGAACAAUUAGCAGGUGGUUUUAUAAAUAUUUCACAAUAUAAUCAAUUAACAAUAUAUCCAUUUUCUACAUUUGAAUUAAUGUUUAAUCAUUUAAGAGAUAGUAUGUAUAAAGUUUAAUAAAGAGAAGAAAUAGAUCAAUUAUCAGUUAAUCAAAAUAUUAGUAUUUAUUUUUUAGAAAAUUCCUAUUAAGGAGAAAUAAGAAAUGUAACAAUAAGAUCAUUAAUUAAUAUACUUACUAAUUACCAAUAUGAUUUUAAAAUUGGUCUAACAUCUAAAUCUGUUGUAUUUGAAAGUCCUUUCUUUUAUUUCACUGCCAAAAAUUAUUUGACUAUAAAAUAAACCUUUGAUGGUUUAAAUUAAAUUGUAUUAGAUGCUACAUUGUAGAGAUCAACUUUAGAGUAAUAAAAAUGGUUAUCAGUUUUAUUACCAUUUACUAUUUUUAGUUUCCUUUUGAGUCUUAUAAUAAUAUCACAUUACAAAGAUUAUAUUUCUAUAAUGCAUAAAAUAUUCUUAUAUUUAAUGAGCUUAGAUUCAGUAAUUAUUGAUGAUGAAAAAUAAAGAUUAUAAAAACAUCUUAAUAUUAUUAAUAAUGAAAUUUAAAAAAUCAAAUCAUAUGAAUUUGAUAUUGAAGCAAUUGAUAUUGAAUUAGAAUAAUCUCAUCCAUCUAAAACUAGACAUCUAACCAAAAAAGAAUAAAAAAAUGUUUAUCUUUAUAAUAAUGAUUUAAAAAACUGCAUAAUUAUUACCUCAUUUCAUUUUAUUUUACAAUUAUCCUUCUUUUUGUCAAUAUUCCUUAUCAUAUAAAGAUAUUUAGAAAAAUAUGAAAAAACUGCUGUUAUCUAUUAAUAAAUUAGUGAUUUAGGUGUAGAUAUCCCAACAAUCUAUGCCUAAAGAGAAGUCUUAUAUAGAAGAACAUUAAGAUACUUUUUUUUAUCAGAUCAAGAAGUUGAAGGGAUUUAUUAAGUAUUAUUUAAAGCUUAUGAUAAAGUUGAAGAAUUUUCAAAAUAAAAUUUAGAUUUUAGUUCAGAUCAAUAUUUAUUCGAUUAAAAUGCCAUUACAUUUUAUAAGAAUGUUAAUGAAGGCAAUUUAUGUGAAUAUCAAACAGAUUAAUUUAAAGAUCUUUCCAAAACUAUUUGCCCUAUUGUUAUGAAUGGAAAUCUUUAAAAAGGAUUAUCUUAAAUUUUAGCUUAUAUUCUCUAAACAAUAAAAGCAUAAUAAUAUGAAACAAAAAAUUUUACUUUAUUACCCACAGAUACAAAACUUGAAUUAGAAGGAGCAACUAUCUUAGGAAAUGUUAUGUCAACUAUAAUUUAUAACUUAUAUCUUACUUUGCUUGAUUCUUGUUAACUUUUAAUGUUUUAUACUAAACUACCCUGUAUUGCUUUCUUAACAUUUUAGUUCAUAUGUUUUGUUAUUUAUAUAAUUUUUGGAAAUAAACGACAUAAAUAGUAGUUUUAAUCAAUCAAAUAAACUAUAUUUUUAUUUCCAAGACAAACAUUAAUUUUUGAUGAAUUUUUUUAUAGAAAUUUCAAGUCCAUUAUAAAAGAUGAAGGAAUAUCCUAAUGA
This is a messenger RNA of Paramecium pentaurelia, 4672 nucleotides long. Lineage: Eukaryota; Ciliophora; Oligohymenophorea; Peniculida; Parameciidae. The record is from the annotation of a GenBank genome assembly.